UGUUUGCGAAAACUCACGCAGCAGUCGUGCAUGUGCAAAGGAAUGGAAGGCCUAGUACUUGGCAAGAGAUACAGACCGGUUACAGAACUUGCGACCAGUAUUGUGAAGAGACAGGUUGAGAUUGAGGUGAUAAUGACGCUAACCCAUAGAAAAUGCAAAUAAUUGUGUAGUACUAAUAAGUAGAAAUGUCACUUGCCUCAAAGGCAGCUCUGGGCGUAUCCCUGCUAGUUAGUAUAGGGAUUGUUGGUUAUGUUCAUUAUAGACAGCAAAUUGACAGGGAAAAAAUGCACGAAGGAGUGAUACGUGAUGUGUAUCGGCAACAACAGAAAAAGACUCAAAACUUGUAUUUCCUACAGAAACAGGCUGACCUAACAGAACAAUUACGAAAAGAAAAAACAUGAUUGUAGAAAUGAGUUAUUCUUGAUUCAUUUGUAAUUAAGGAUACAGUUGUGUGAUUGUCAAUGCAUAGGCAUAUAGUAUUUUUGUUCUCAUUAGUUUUUAUUUUAUGUAGUGUUAGCAAAUUUGUGAGGCAUUAUGUGCACUAGUGCAUUAACACCACAUGAGGUCGUACAUUUGUAUGGUAUUUAAUAAUUGUAUUUCCAUGAAAUAAAUUUCAAUUUUCUCUGUUCUGUCAAUUUAACAUAUUUGCUUUCUUGUUUACAAACUUUCUUCUGUCCAUGUGGGUACAUUUUUUAAUGUAUGUCAAUUUUGCACAUAUUUUCUUCAGUUCCUCUUUAACUUUUAUCUAUUACCAUUUUCUGUUAUCAGGUGAUGAACAAAUGUUAUACAAUUUUGAAGAUUUAGAUGAAGGGGUUCAUGUUGUAUGUGUGUGUGUGCGCAAAGACUCUUUAAUAUCAGAAUAUAACUAAUAUAUCUAAGAGAUACGUAUGAAAAAUUUAUAUCCUUAGUUUCAAACACAGUAUUUGAAAUUGUAUGGGAAUAGAAUGAUUGAAAAUUAUAAUGACAUAUAUUUAAUGAGUUAAAAACUCAUAGAACAUGUUAGUUAAAAUGGACAAAAUUGUUUUAUUUUCAUGCCAAAACUAUGAUAUGUAGGUGUAUUAAUGUUUUAUGAAGUACUACUACUAAAGGUGUUUACUUAAUUGAAAACCUUUGCAGUUAUUUGUUGUUAAAAUUCAGUAUGUAUAAAUUAAAAUUCUCCAACAGGUGCAACUUUAAUGCAUGAUACGUAUGUCAAGUUAAACUGCAAAAUUAUGUAUCCCACUAGAACUAAAUUUUACAGGAGAGCCAAAAAACUGGAUACGCUUUCAGAGUUUCAAGUUAGACUGGAUAAUUUAUCUAAUUUUAUGUCUUAUUUUAUCAUUACAAUAAAGAGUGUUUCAUAAUUUUUAUGGUUUUUAGGUAUGUGGUGUACAUCUCUUUGCCUCAAUAUUACAAAUGAUUGGUAUUCAACGUUUUGUGUUUAUAAAAUUAAGCAGGAAAACAUUUUUGAAAUAUGACAUUUUGUAAGAAGUAUUCUUAGGCAAUAAAUUUAUUGGUCAUAAUCUUAAUUUCAUAGAUUAUGUGGGUUUUGAAAUUUUGCAGUUUCAUGAACAUUGUUAUAAAUGUGUUCACCAUCUAGUCACUAUUGAAUUAAUGUUGUUUAAUAAAAGGUAUAAUUAUCUAAAAAAUAAGUGAAUCCUGUUUUACUGUCAACACACUUUAAAAUUUAUUUCACUGGGGAAAUAUUCAUGUAACAAUUUACAUAUUCUGAAACUUUUGUUUCAUUUCGAAAAACAAUAUUCUUGAAAACUUGAAAUUUCGUACUGCUUGAUAAUAAAGGCACACAGAUGGUGUAGGAAAUAUGUUUUAUACUUUUAAAAAU
This is a messenger RNA of Gryllus bimaculatus (two-spotted cricket), 1822 nucleotides long. The record is from the annotation of a GenBank genome assembly. Lineage: Eukaryota; Metazoa; Arthropoda; Insecta; Orthoptera; Gryllidae.